AGCCGAUUUAUUUUGCACAUUCCAAGUGAAGAGAGAGACAAUGCAAUCAGAGUGUGUUUUCAGAUUGAACUUGCCCAUUGGUUUUAUCUGGAUUUCUAUAUGCAAAACACACCAGGAUUACCUCAGUGUGGGAUAAGAGACUUCGCUAAAGCUGUCUUCAAUCACUGCCCUUUUCUACUGCCUCAAGGUGAAGAUGUACAGAAGGUUUUAGAUGAGUGGAAAGAAUACAAAAUGGGAGUGCCAACAUACGGUGCAAUUAUUCUUGAUGAGACACUUGAAAAUGUUCUUUUGGUUCAGGGUUAUUUAGCAAAGUCUGGUUGGGGAUUUCCAAAAGGGAAAGUAAAUAAAGAAGAGGCUCCUCAUGACUGUGCUGCUAGAGAGGUGUUUGAAGAAACUGGCUUUGACAUAAAAGAUUAUAUUCGCAAAGAAGAAUACAUUGAGCUGAGAAUUAACGAUCAAUUAGCACGGCUGUACAUCAUUCCAGGAGUUCCCAAGAACACAAAAUUCAACCCUAAAACUAGAAGGGAAAUUCGGAAUAUUGAGUGGUUUUCCAUUGACAAACUACCAUGCCACAGAAAUGACAUGACCCCGAAGUCCAAGCUCGGGUUGGCACCUAACAAAUUUUUUAUGGCAAUUCCUUUCAUCAGGCCAUUGAGGGAAUGGAUUUCCCGGAGGAAUGGGGAUUCCUCAGAUAGUGACAAUGGAUUUUCAUCUACAGGUAGCACACCCUCUAAGCCCAACUUGGAAAAAGCUAGAUCCAAACUUCGCUGUAGUCAGCAGAUGUUUACAGAGAGCUUUUCAGGAGAGCAGUGUAUGAAGCCAAAACAGCCACAGAAGCCAUAUAAUCAUCCUGAGAUGUCUGAAGCUUUGAAAAUAAAGAGUCAGAGCUUGAGGAGCAAUGGCAGAAAACAGUAUCAAGAGACUUCCAGCCAAAAGAAGCGAACAAAUGGAGUCCACAACCAACCAGUUAAGCAAAAUCAUACCUUGAAAUGUGAAAAAAGGCUUAAUCCAAGAAGACUUCAAGAUAACUUUGAAACAGAUGCAGUGUAUGAGAUGUGUUGCUCCAGUGAAGAGCCACUUCCAGAACAUGUAGAGGGACAUUCUGUGGCAUGCAAUGGCCAUUACAAAUUUGCUUUCUCAUCAAGAGCUUUCCUGAGUUUCAAGUUUGACCAUGAUGCCAUAAUGAAAAGUUUCGACCUCUGA
Molecule: messenger RNA, 1203 nt
Organism: Chaetura pelagica (chimney swift)
Lineage: Eukaryota; Metazoa; Chordata; Aves; Apodiformes; Apodidae
Gene: DCP2
Product: decapping mRNA 2
Exons: 10
Coding region: 100-1203 (367 amino acids)
Biological process (GO): nuclear-transcribed mRNA catabolic process, nonsense-mediated decay; deadenylation-dependent decapping of nuclear-transcribed mRNA
Cellular component (GO): cytoplasm; P-body
Molecular function (GO): 5'-(N(7)-methylguanosine 5'-triphospho)-[mRNA] hydrolase activity; manganese ion binding; RNA binding
Source: RefSeq, a predicted model, not a curated record